This is a messenger RNA of Aphanomyces astaci, 576 nucleotides long. RefSeq lists its product as hypothetical. Lineage: Eukaryota; Oomycota; Saprolegniomycetes; Saprolegniales; Verrucalvaceae. Bases 1 to 576 code for a protein of 191 amino acids. The transcript has 2 exons. The record is from RefSeq and is a predicted model, not a curated record.
AUGGGUCCAUUGGUGGGCAUUAUCGGAUGCUUGUACCGCAUCGUCCGGCUCCAUCGGACCGACUUGUUGCCCCCAUUCAUUUUGGCCGGACUUCCUUCGCGAUGGGAUCUCUUUGAAGAUGAUGGCCUCGGUCCAGGAUCCCGCCCACUUCUCGCGCCGAGCCGUUCGAUCCCCCCGUUCAUGGCCACUCUAGCCUUCCUCAAGGGGCGCUCGCUCAGGGAGUUUUGGUUGAAGAAGUUUGACCCCUUGAAUCCGGCGAACUGUUCCCGGGAGAGAGUGUCGAAAGUGUUGGCGUGGUUGUAUGCCCAGGCCAAAGAGUGCCGACUCGCCGGUGUCUAUCAUGGGCGUUUCCCGUUCGCAUCCCCCCGAAGGGUUCCAGCGGGCACUUCCCCCACGGGGUAUACGCCCCCACUUCCCAACACCACUGGAGUACCGAAAACGACCACGACGUCCGGCGCGCCAACGACGUCUUCAGCUUCCGGGGUUCAGAGUACGUUCCCGGCACCCGAAGUGGUGGACUUAUUGUCCGACUCCGCUACAGUCACGGAUGAAGAGACGGUGGCCGUUGACCUUUGA